AAAAAGCAAACUAUUGGUUUUAAAUGUCCUAGAGGUUCUUCAUGUCGUCAUGUGUGGAAAUGUGCUGUGGAACAAAUGUUGUUUUUCACAUUUCCUUCAAGCUCUGAUGUUCCUAAUGUUGUUUCUGGUGGAGGAUUUUUUUCAUGGGGUACCAAAUUCAAAUAUAGUGGACGUGUUGAAMGGGAAAUAUUAGAAGAUAUGACAAUCACCAGAGAAUCUCCAUCUGUAACACGUGUUGGUAGCCUUAGAAGAAAAUCAUCAAGUGAACCUCCUACACCUUCUAAUCUUGUUAUUAAUCAAGUUGGUAUGUAUAGUAUAUUGUUGAUUUUUAAUUUUUAUUAA
Messenger RNA from Diuraphis noxia (Russian wheat aphid), 342 nucleotides. It is a transcript of the gene Frmd5, whose product is annotated as FERM domain containing. Gene Ontology annotation, molecular function: cytoskeletal protein binding. Gene Ontology annotation, cellular component: cytoskeleton. Gene Ontology annotation, biological process: actomyosin structure organization. Lineage: Eukaryota; Metazoa; Arthropoda; Insecta; Hemiptera; Aphididae. The record is from RefSeq and is a predicted model, not a curated record.